AUGGUCGAAACUUGUGGUGAUGGGGAGCACAGACUCUACCCAUUCGAGCCUUCCACAGCAGCAGCAGCUAUAUACGCCGUCGCGUUUGGGAUACUUACUGUGGGCCAUACAUUUCGGAUGUUCCAAUCGAGGCAAUGGUUCAUGUCAAUUUUGGUCGUCGGCAGCAGCUUCGAAGUUGGUGGCUUCGCUGUCCGGCUGACGAGUAUCAACGACCCGUGUACCUUGGGCAUAUACAUAGUACAAUACCUCCUGAUUCUCCUCGCUCCUUCAAUAUUCUCGGCAAAUAUCUACAUGAUUCUUGGGAGGACAAUCAGAGCAGUCCACGGCGAGGCCUUGUCCCCUAUCCGCCCAACCUGGUUGACAAAGAUCUUCGUCACUGGUGAUGUCCUCUGCUUUCUCAUCCAAAUGGCCGGCGGUGGCAUGCUAGCUGGCGCUGAGGGGGACAAGAAGAGAGCUGACUUGGGCAAAUUCACUAUCCUGGCAGGCCUUUUCCUACAAAUCGUUCUGUUUGCAGUGUUCAUUGUCGUGUCCUACAUAUUCUACAACCGUCUACGCAAGCAGCCCACUCCGCGGUCUCGACAACCCGAAAUUCGUUGGCUCACCAUGCUCUACGUCCUCUUUGGUGUCAGCAUGCUUAUCACAGUUCGCAAUAUCUUUCGCGUCGUCGAGUACGCUGCUGGGGAGGAUGGCUACCUGCUGACGAAUGAAUGGCCAAUGUAUGUCUUUGACGCAACGCUCAUGCUCUCCGUGGUGGCAAUCCUGUUAUGGUGGUUCCCUACCCUGAUUCGCCCUCGAAAUGCCUACAUGAUGGACACUUUGGAGUCUCAAGCACCCCUCACGGAUCGGAGCCAAACGGGCUACAAGCACGUUUCAAGCGACUUCCCUUCAUCGCUUCCUCCUCGCCACGGCUAUUAA
Exophiala aquamarina CBS 119918 is the source of this 915-nucleotide messenger RNA. RefSeq lists its product as uncharacterized. Lineage: Eukaryota; Fungi; Ascomycota; Eurotiomycetes; Chaetothyriales; Herpotrichiellaceae. Gene Ontology annotation, cellular component: membrane. The record is from RefSeq and is a predicted model, not a curated record. The transcript has 2 exons. Bases 1 to 915 code for a protein of 304 amino acids.